AUGUCCCAGGCUGCCAUCUCAGGUCCUCAACCGCUGGUUUGCUCCAAGUGCCUAAGAGGAUGGCAACUAAAAGACAUGGCGAGGCAGCUUUCUGCUUCUACGGCCCGACAGCCUGGAAUAAACUUCCAGUACACCUUAGACAGAGGUCGGUACCGCAGUCAGAGACCAGAGUGUCCAGGAUCCAGCUGUCUGUCUAUGAAGAGUGACUGGUCCAUGGACAAACCUGUAGGGUUCAGUAAAGAACCUGGAACUUCAGACACAAAAACAAAAGCAAAUUCUGCAGCCUCCAGGUGUCGGUCUACGAAGAGUGACGUCUCCAAAGAUCUACCUGACGACUUCAACAAUGAACCUGCUCCGAGGAAACGGAGCUCAUACCAGUCGGCUUCUUCGGAAUAUCUGGGAUAUGGAAAAAGAUCCAGAGCAAGUCCUCCACAAGCAGACGCCGGUCUGCAGGAGGUCCUAGAUGAACAUAAGACCAGUCUGAGGAGCAGAUGUGAACAUGUGACUGAAGGAACUGAUGAACCAGGAAGUAGAACCCCCCUCAACAGGAUCUACACGGAGCUCUUCAUCACAGAGGGACUGAGUGAAGAGGUUGAUACCCGACAUGAGGUGAGGCAGCUGGAGACAGCUUCCAGGAUGAAGAGCCUCCAUGACGCUCCAAUCAGGUGCCAGGACAUCUUUAAAGCCUUACCUGACCAACGUGGAGCCAUCAGAGUGGUUCUGACCAACGGCGUCGCUGGCGCUGGGAAAACCUUCUCGGUUCAGAAGUUCUCUCUGGACUGGGCCGAGGGCUGGGAGAACCAAGACGUCACCGUGGUGAUUCUGCUCUCGUUCAGGGAGCUGCACCUGAUCAGAGAUGAGCAGCUCAGUCUUCUCAGGCUGAUCCAGGUUUUCCAUCCAUCGUUCCAGAAGCUCACAGCAGAGCAGCUGGCUGCCGGGAAACCGUUGUUCAUCUUUGACGGCCUGGAUGAAAGCAGACGUUCCCUGGACUUCAACAACGGUCCGGUCGUGUCUGACGUCACACAGAGCUCAUCGGUCAACGUGCUGCUGACCAACCUCAUCCAGGGGAACCUGCUUCCCUCAGCUCUCAUCUGGAUCACCUCCAGACCUGCAGCAGCCAAUCAGAUCCCUCACAAACACGUGGACAGGGUGACAGAAGUACGAGGCUUCACCGACGGCCAGAAGGAGGAAUACUUCAGGAGGAGGUUCAGGGAUGAAGAGCGGUCCAGCAGCAUCGUCUCCCACAUGAAGACAUCCAGAACCCUCCACAUCAUGUGUCAACUCCCGGUCUUCUGCUGGAUCACUGCUACAGUUCUGGACCACAUGUUGACCACAGAGCAGAGAGGAGAGCUGCCCAAGACCCUGACUGACAUGUUCUCCCACUUCCUGCUGGUCCAGACCAAGAGGAAGAAGAACAAGUACCAGGAGGGACAUGAGACGAGUCCACAGGAGCUGACGGAGGCUGACAGGGACCUUCUUCUGAAGCUGGGGAGGCUGGCGUUUGAACAUCUGGAGAAAGGAAGCAUCAUGUUCUACCAAGAAGACCUGGAGCAGUGUGGUCUUGAUGUCUCAGAGGCCUCGGUGUACUCAGGAGUUUGUACCCAGAUCUUCAGGAGAGAGUGUGAGGUCUUCCAGAAACCCGUCUACUGCUUUGUUCAUCUGAGCAUCCAGGAGUUCCUGGCUGCAGUCUACGUGCUCCACUGUUACUCCACCAGAAACAGAGAUGUGCUGAAGAACUUCCUGGGAGGAAAGUACAGACACUCAUCUCUGGAUGGCUUCCUGGAGAGAGUCAUGCAGAAAUCCCUGCAGAGUGAAAAUGGCCACCUGGACCUGUUUGUCCGCUUCCUUCAUGGUCUUUCUGUGGAGUCCAACCAGAGACUGUUAGGAGUUCUGCUGAACCAGACGAAGAACGAUCCAGAAACCAUCCAGAGAGUCAUCAACAACCUGAAGGAGAUGAACACUGACAGAAUCUCUCCUGACAGAAGCAUCAACAUCUUCCAGUGUCUGAUGGAGAUGAACGACCUCUCAGUUCAUCAGCAGAUCCAAGAGUUCCUGAAGUCAGAGAACAGAUCAGAGCAGGAACUCUCUGAGAUCCAGUGUUCAGCUCUGGCCUACAUGCUGCAGAUGUCGGAGGAGGUUCUGGAUGAGUUGGACAUGAGCAAGUACAACACAUCAACACCAGGGGGUCGACGGAGACUGAUUCCAGCUGUGAGGAACUGCAGAAAGGCUCGAUUUGUUGAGUGUGGACUCUCAAAGACUCACUGUGAAGUUGUUGCGUCUGCUCUGAAGUCCAACCCCUCCCAUCUGACAGAACUGGACCUGAGUCAGAACCCCCUGAAGGAUUCAGGAGUGAAGGUUCUGACUGGUGGACUGGAGAGUCCAAACUGUAGACUGGAGACUCUGAGGUCAGUGGAUACCACGAAGGUGCACCUAAUAAGUUUCAUCAACCAGUACUAA
This is a messenger RNA of Cololabis saira (Pacific saury), 2457 nucleotides long. RefSeq names its product protein NLRC3-like. The coding region runs from base 1 to 2457 and encodes 818 amino acids. The transcript has 7 exons. Lineage: Eukaryota; Metazoa; Chordata; Actinopteri; Beloniformes; Belonidae. The record is from RefSeq and is a predicted model, not a curated record.